AUGUGGCAGAAACCAAUCAUCAUGGACGUCCCAGUGAAGGCUCAGAGGGAGAGGGUAGAUGUGGCCUCAGCAGCAGCUCCUGAUGGUGGCUACGCCUGGUUCAUCCUGCUCUCCAGUUUCCUUGCAUUCGGCCUGACCUUCGGUGUCAUUAAGGCCUUUGGUGUAUUUUACGUUGAGAUACACUUUGAAACCACAGCAACAGCAACAUCUUGGAUUACCUCUAUUGCCGUAGGCACCUUUCACAUUCGCUCCUUAAUUUUCAAAAUAUUCCAUAAACUUCGCUACAGCCAUCGCUCUGUAGUCAUAGCGGGAGGACUGAUAUCCAGCGUAGGAGUCGUGUUUUGGGCUUUUUCGCGCAACCUGAUUGAACUCUACCUAACUGUCGGGUUUCUAAAUGGUUUAGGUUAUGCAUUGACAUGAUCAAUCACCUUUCUGGGUUUGUACUUUGAGAAGAGGCGUCCGAUGGCUAACGCCUUGGCCUGUGCUAGAGAGUGCAUCCUUACCUUUAUCCUGACACCCCUAUUCCAGCUGUUGAUUGACAGCUACUCCUGGAGGGGUGCUUUGCUAAUCUUAGGGGGUAUUCAGUUUAACCUCUGUGUUUGCGGGAUGCUGCUGAGACCCCUAAAAGCCAGAGACCUGACCUGUGAGGUCAAAGCCAAUGAGGAAGGCUUGUCUUUGGAAUUGCUACCAAAAAAUGAAUUGGAGGAAAGAUGACCAAGAUGCCUAGAGGCGAAGGAUCUGCGAAUACCCGGGGGAUCUGAUCAUGUUACUGAGAGGGCAUGUCUUGAGGACCCUGAUGAGAUACCACAUUUAACCAUGACGCCACAAGAUUCUAACAAUAAGAAUACGAUGACUGGACUAAGCACCAAAAUCCUUCGUUAUGGAUAUACCCUCAUAACCAAUGCUCGAUUCAUGGUCUACUCAGGGUUUGGGUUGUUUGCUGCGCUGGGUUUCUUUGCCCAAGCUCUGUUCCUUGUUCCAUAUGCUCGUGGUAAGGGGAUUGAGGAGUACCAGGCUGCUGCACUGGUGUCCAUCUCAGCAGCGUUGGAUCUGUUUGGAAGGUUGUUCUUUGGCUGGCUGGCCAACUUGAGACUGGUGGAGAUGGUGCAGCAGCUGAUAGCUUCAGUGAUUCUGCUGGGUACUGUGUUGCUUCUCUGCCCGCUGGCCUCCUCAUUCUCAGAGCUGGCAGCUUUCAGCGCAGCGUACUGCCUGGUGUACGGGGCCACGGUCGCCAUCCAGAUCACCGUGCUCUGUGAGGUGGUGGGCGUCAACAGGCUCAGAAGCGCCCUGGGGUUCUUUAUGCUCAUACGCAGAGGCAUGCUUGGACCACCCAUUGCUGGAUUCUUCAUAGACAAGUCGAGUGACUACGGAACGGCUUUCAAAGUGGGACAAAGUGUCAAAACUCAAGCCAUAGAGCUGGACAUAACAUGA
This is a messenger RNA of Trematomus bernacchii (emerald rockcod), 1431 nucleotides long. RefSeq lists its product as uncharacterized. Gene Ontology annotation, biological process: monocarboxylic acid transport; transmembrane transport. The record is from RefSeq and is a predicted model, not a curated record. Gene Ontology annotation, molecular function: monocarboxylic acid transmembrane transporter activity. Lineage: Eukaryota; Metazoa; Chordata; Actinopteri; Perciformes; Nototheniidae.